CUCACGGAACGUUCCGUGAUAUGAAGGGCGUUCCGUGUCUAAAUUCCUAGGUAUUGCAGGCUGCUAAAGCUAAAGUUUGUGCCUCUUUGUUUGUAACUACAGGGUUUGGGAAUACACUUCUCUCUGACACCCAUCAGGCCAGGGAGGGUAACAUAUACAUCACAGCUUGCAGUGCCCGCUUGAUCCGGAGGCGUCAGUCCAGAAGGCUGCAUGUUCGGGCUAACAGCGGCAGUGCCCGAAUUUCCAGGAACAAACUUUGAUUUGGGGAAACAAAACUCGCUGCAUGCUGCUUUUGGCUUCUUUAAAAGGACGUCCAGAACGGACUCUAAGCUGGUCUCUCUUGUUACAGCCGGCGAUGAUGACCCAAAUACCCUCAGAACUGAGAUGUCCUGCGGACAUGCAACUAAUCCAGAUUCACUGACAGGAUGGUGCAGAAGUCUAAUGGAUGAGGGGCUGUAUGUUUUUAAGUGCCCUGCAUUAAAAGAUGGAACGAUGCAAAAAUGCGAGGCUGUCUGGUCUUAUGAUGAAGUCCGAAGGCUGGCAUUGCUGACUGAUGAGGAGCAGGCUGACUUUGAGGAAAAACUUGCAGUUAUGGCUGCUGCCGAGUACUGUGAAUUUAAGCAGUGUCCCGGGUGCAAGACCUUUGUGGAGAGAAAAGAUCUGACCAACCUGAGUGUUCACUGUAUCAUAUGCACAGCUCAAAAGGGAAAUAGUUAUGACUUCUGCUGGCAGUGCCUGAAGGUGUGGAAGGGACCAGCACCGCGAUCUGACCGAUGUGACAAUGAAGGAUGUACCAACCAGGAACUCGAUGCCCUGCAGUCCUGCCCAAUCAUUAGUCUGCCUGACACAACAAUAAAGGACUGCCCCCAAAUCCGUGCUUGUCCUACUUGUGGGAAACUCGUUGAACACAAUCAGAAAUUUUGCAAAAACAUCCGCUGUAGGAGGUGCCAGGUCGAGUUUUGCUUUGCCUGCCUGGAGACGAAAGCCGUGUGUAAGGAAACUGGCGGUGAAUAUUAUGGCCUCUGUGCCAAACCGGUAGCUCCAAGGCAAAUGAGCAUUCCAGUUUGGAGCAGACGUGAUACAUAAAAGAACACUUCAUGUGCGCUCAUUUGAGUUUUUAUCAGGAUCUAUCAAAGAAGUGGCAAAGUGACCCUUAGUAGUAAUAAAUGCUGUGUUCUGACUUUCAUUAUAAAAAUCUCAUUAAUCUAAACAUUUACGCUUUAGAGUUGAGAGUUUUAGUAAAAAUGCUGGGUGUUUAAAAAUAUGAUUUGUUUUCAAUCCUAUUUUUGUAAAAUUGAUCAAUUUGUAUGGAA
This is a messenger RNA of Polypterus senegalus (gray bichir), 1313 nucleotides long. RefSeq lists its product as uncharacterized. The transcript is spliced from 4 exons. Gene Ontology annotation, molecular function: zinc ion binding. Lineage: Eukaryota; Metazoa; Chordata; Cladistia; Polypteriformes; Polypteridae. The record is from RefSeq and is a predicted model, not a curated record. Bases 211 to 1086 code for a protein of 291 amino acids.